Messenger RNA from Onychostruthus taczanowskii (white-rumped snowfinch), 1387 nucleotides. It is a transcript of the gene ASPHD2, whose product is annotated as aspartate beta-hydroxylase domain containing 2. The coding region runs from base 175 to 1278 and encodes 367 amino acids. Lineage: Eukaryota; Metazoa; Chordata; Aves; Passeriformes; Passeridae. The record is from RefSeq and is a predicted model, not a curated record. The transcript is spliced from 3 exons.
CCUUUCAGGAUGAUGGGCCCAGGAACACCGGCGGGGACCCUCCAGCCACGUGGCUGCUGACCCGGGGGUGCUGCCAGGCACCGCUGCCAAUGCAGAGCUCCGGGGAGUGCAGGGCAGAGCUGCUGCUCCGCUCGCCCAUGGCAGCCCCUUCCCGCCGCGCCCCGGCCCGGCUGCAUGGUGUGGGUGCCCCUGAGCCCCACGAGCAGUGACCGGCGGGCCCCGCUGCACGCUCCCAGCACCACCACCAUGUCUUUGGAGUGGCUGAUGGACUGGAGCUGGUCCCUGGACGGACUCCGGGAUUUCAUUGCCACGGGCAUCCAGUCUUUCCGCGACUGCGACGCCACGGCCCUGGUGGCCGUCGCCUGCCUGCUGGUCCUCUUCGUGUGGUACUGCUACCACGUGGGGCGGGAGCAGCCCCGCGCCUACGCCACGGUGAACGCGCUGAUGCAGAGUGCCGAGGCCAACGGGGUGCAGAACGGGUUCGUGUACUGCCAGUCGCCCGAGUGCGUGCGCUGCUCGCACCACGACGGCCUCAACCAGAAACUCUACCACAACCUGCAGGAGUAUGCCAAGCGCUACUCCUGGUCCGGCAUGGGCAGGAUCCACAAGGGCAUCCGCGAGCAGGGCCGCUACCUCAACAGCCGGCCCUCCAUCCAGAAGCCAGAAGUCUUCUUCCUGCCUGACUUGCCCACCACGCCCUACUUCUCCCGGGACGCUCAAAAGCACGACGUGGAGUUGUUGGAGCGCAACUUCCAGACCAUCCUGUGUGAGUUUGAGACCCUGUACAAGGCGUUCUCAAACUGCAGCCUCCCGCAAGGAUGGAAAAUGAACAGCACGCCCAGCGGGGAGUGGUUCACCUUCUACCUGGUGAACCAGGGCAUGUGCGUGCCCAGGAACUGCCGGAGAUGCCCACGGACGUACCGCUUGCUCGGGAGCCUCCGUACCUGCAUUGGCAACAAUGUCUUUGGGAACGCCUGCAUCUCUGUGCUGAGCCCGGGCACCGUCAUUGCCGAGCACUACGGGCCCACCAACAUCCGCAUCCGCUGCCACCUCGGUCUGAAGACGCCCAGCAACUGCGAACUGGUGGUGGGGGGCGAGCCUCAGUGCUGGGCUGAGGGUCGGUGCCUGCUCUUCGACGACUCCUUCCUGCACACUGCGUUCCACGAAGGUGCCCCGGAGGAAGGUCCCCGCGUGGUGUUCAUGGUGGACCUGUGGCACCCCAACGUGGCCGCGGCCGAGCGUCAAGCCCUCGACUUCAUCUUCGCGCCGGGACGAUGACGGCGCUGCCCCGCCUGGUGGGUUCAGGGCAGCUCGGCCGGGGCCUCUCCCGGCACAUGGCCUCGGUGCUCCCUGCCGGGGGUCUUGUAAAUGGAAACUGUGACGUGUA